AUGUCUGUGCUCAUCUCUUCCAAAUCAUUCGAUCCCAAAGCCUUUCUAUCUGCUGUACACCCAAAUGCAACCUACCAAGAUCUCGCAGCAGGCAUUAACCAUCUUCAGUCAUCUAUCGAUGCCCGUUCAGAGGCCGUCCGUGUCCUUGUAGAGGAUAACUUUGAUCGGUUCGUUGCCGUCAAGGCUUCUACUGAUGCGUUAUAUGCGGAGAUGCGCGAGGGAUUACUGAGCGACACGGCGGAGUUUGCUAGCAGACCGCUCGUAGACUGCUUAAAACGCUCAGCCGUGAAGGCUAAUCAGGUCUUCCUCCCUGUCCUCGAGAACAGCGCCAAAGCUCAAAAGCUGCGCACUACGCUCGGCGUCUUUGAGCGCUCCAAGUUCUUCUUCAGCCUGCCUGGAUUUCUCGUGGAAUCCAUCGAGGCUGGAAGGUAUGAGGCUGCAAUGCGUCAGUACAACAAGGGCAAGUUUCUACUCGAUUCUCGCCCGGGCCAGCUCCUUCCCGUCGAGGCAGGUGCUAAUGCCAGCUCCACGGCGCGACAGAAGAGGAUAUUGGACAAGGUGUGGGCAAACGUUGAAAAGGUGAUGGGAGAAAUGAAGGCGCUACUUUUGUCACGAUUGCAAGAACCAGGAAGGAGCGUCGAGGAAAUGGAGAGAGGGAUUGAGAUUCUCCUGGAAUUAAAUACGCCUGAAGACCCAAUAUGGACCUACUUUGAUAGUCAGCAUAAGUACAUCAUGGAUCGGAUGAGCGCUGCCUACAGGACUGGUGUUUCAAACAUUGAUGGCAUAAAGUCUCGCACGACCCCUGAUCUGUCGCCUCCGCAUGCACUCAGACAGAUCCUUGGUGCGCAACUCCAGGUAUGUAUUGUAGCGCUGGAGAGCAAAGCGUCUGAGGCCGUGAUUGCACAAGCAGGCGGUCAUGAAGUCUGGCAGGGUAUCUGGGACAUGAUGAAAAACGUGUCUGAGGUUAUGAUCUCUUCGCUUCCAAACUUCUGGAAAAUUGCAAAGAGCUUCUUGGAGGGAAAGUUUAAACGAACAUCGUCCUCGAGGCGCAGUGCCUCCCAAUGCAGGCAAAUGGCACUCGACAUCAUCAAGCUCUACAUCAGUCUCCUCUCGGAAUUCUUUAUUCUUUCAGACAUCCUAUCGAAGUCCUCGACCCCCAACUCUCCCCUACAUCUACCAUCUCACUCGAAUUCGCUAACGACGGCUCACUGGCUGACCAAGAUCCUUAGUGAGGUACAAGAUUGCGUGACAGAGAUCGGCGCGUUGGAACUCGGCGAAGGCGGUCUGGUGAAAGGACUGGUGGAGAGCGUGCGGUGGCGUUUUGAGGAUGUGCUAGUGAAAUCUUGGGUGCGAGACGCCAACCACAUGUACGCACUCGAAUCAUUCACGCCUGAUCUUUCCACCCCUUCCACAACACUCUACCUCACUUAUCUCGAAUCAUUCAUGCGCCACCUCGCGACGUCGGCAUUCAAAAUCGCGGGCGGUCUUUCGGGGGACAGCGGAUCAGGCGUACUACGGGUUACGCAGCAGAAUGUUGUACCACCAGUAUUCACAACGAAGAUCACGAAGGCAUUUUUAGACGCAAUAUAUGCAAUUCUGGAUGGGAUGGUGGUACUUGUCGCGGAGGAAGUGCCACCAGGUGUAGGCAGCGGAGCACCUGAACGAGAAGGAAAGCAGGAGUUGAUCGACCUGCGCGACUCGAAUGCGAGGCUUCUCCUUGUGAUAUCGAAUUUCUCAAAUUUAACAGCAUCGUUGAUACCCGGUAUGUUGUCUCAGUUGGAGAAUGCGCUCGGAGUAUCAGUUGAGGAUGAUAGAAGGGCACUAAUGAAAGCAGUGACUGCGCUGGACAAAACACUCUUCGAUGGAUAUGUCAAGCCCAAGGCUGCUGUCAUCGCAACCAUCUUGCGAGACGGCAUUCUUGACAAAAACAUGGAUUGGUACGAGACGCCCCAACCCACAGAAAUACGAACAUAUAUGUACAAGGCUUUAAUGGGCCUCGUCGAGAUCCACGCACAAAUUAGCCGCGUCGCAGAGAAUCUACUCGAACGCGGGAUGCAUGCGCUUGUAGAAAACGCCGCUGAAGAAGCACUACUCUCGUUCAAACAAGUCAAGCGGUUCGGUAUGGGCGGUAUGCUUCGCGCUACGCUAGAGAUCGAGUUCAUGCACCAAACGCUUGCGCGCUACGUGUCUCCACCAGCUGCGAAGACGCUUUCGGAGUUGUACAAUAAGAUCUCUCAGGCGUAUGCGCGACGGGCGGGAGAUGAGAAUUUGCAAGGGAAUCUAGAUAGUGUGAAGAGAACGCUGGCGGAGAGUCGGCGUGCGACUGGGAUUGAGUUCAUGUGUUUUAGGGUGCCCAAGGAGAGGAGUGGGAAGGGGAAGAAGGAGAGAGACGAGGGUAGGGAACGGGGGAAGGAGAGACGGAAGGAUCGGGAGGGUAGAAGUGAUAGGAGUACAGCUUCAUGAAUGUAAUUGCUCUGAUUCAGGUUCGAAAUCAGGCAUCAACAACCCCACUAAGUCCCCGAGUUCUGAGGCACUUGAAGAUGGAUAGUUUUGUGCCAGUGCGACAAGCUUACUAAUACCGUACUUAGGGACCAGUCAGAACUUAGAGCGGACAUGUUCGGGCGAACAAAGAACAUGUUUGCAGGACUAUGGAUAACGACGUGCAGGUAAUGAUACAACGAAUGAUAGGUAUGCGACAUCAACAUCCA
Messenger RNA from Suillus paluster, 2708 nucleotides. Its product is annotated as exocyst complex component Sec5-domain-containing protein. The record is from RefSeq and is a predicted model, not a curated record. The transcript has 12 exons. Gene Ontology annotation, biological process: Golgi to plasma membrane transport; exocytosis. Bases 1 to 2463 code for a protein of 820 amino acids. Gene Ontology annotation, cellular component: exocyst. Lineage: Eukaryota; Fungi; Basidiomycota; Agaricomycetes; Boletales; Suillaceae.